CUAAUGGAGCAUUAAGGACAAGGUAACAUAAGGAGUAUAUUCUCUGGAUCAGAACAGCCAACACUUAGUGGGAUUUCUGCUUUGAAGCUAAAGGUUUCACUAAAGAUCGCCUUUUUCUCAAUCCUUCACUAUGACCAUCUGCUGUGAACUUCUUAUUGGUUUGCUGUUUGUUUUAUCUACAAAUGCACAAGGUUUGCAGCAAGAAUCAGGCAGUUCAAGUUCUGCUGGACUUCAGCCAUGGUUGAUUGGUCUCACAGCCAUGGUUGUGUUCCUUUUCAUUGUAUUCAUCUUACUGAUUGUGAACAGAGCCUGGUGUAAAAAAAGGAAUGAUACUGAUAAGGAAGACAACAAAAGAGAAAGAGUUAAUAUGAAUGUCUAUGACAAUGCUGUGCUUGAUGAAGAAGGAUUGGAAGACAAGCUAAAAGAAUAUGAGGAAAACAAGAAAGCCGCUGGCAAGUGGGUCGAAGAAGAAAAUGCAGAGCCAAAAGUCACAGCAAUGUGACAUUACAUGAGUGCCUUUAUACUAAACUCAGAAAUGAUAUGUGCUGCAAACAUAUUUGUUUCCUCCCAAACUGAUCUUGCUUGAACAUGUUUAAUAAAUUCUUGCCAU
This is a messenger RNA of Bufo bufo (common toad), 610 nucleotides long. It is a transcript of the gene SMIM24, whose product is annotated as small integral membrane protein 24. Lineage: Eukaryota; Metazoa; Chordata; Amphibia; Anura; Bufonidae. The record is from RefSeq and is a predicted model, not a curated record. The transcript is spliced from 4 exons. The coding region runs from base 131 to 502 and encodes 123 amino acids.